UGCGGCGCCGCUGCCGCCGGUGCGCGGGGGCAAGAGCGAGCGGAGGCACCUCCAGCACACCGGCUCCGCCGGGCCGCCCCUCCGCAGCCCCGGUGCCCACCCACCCGGCCCGAUCGCUGCCGGCGGGGUCGGGCCGGGGGUAGGGGGGAGCGGCGGGGGCGGGCGGCAGCCGCGGGGGUCGUCGCCAUGACGAGCGGGCGUGCCGCCGCCUCCCGCCGCUGAGCGGGGCGGCCGCUGUCCCUUCAGCACCGCGCGGCCGGCGGGGCCGUCCUGCCCUGCCCAGCCCAGCCCUGCCCUGCCCGGCACCGGCACCCCCCCGGCACCGCCACCCCCCGACACCGGCAUUCCCUGGCACCGGCAUCCCCCGGCAGCAGCAUCUCUCUGGCACCGGCAUUCCCCGGCACCGGGAGCCCCCGGCAGCAGCACCCCUCCAGCAGCAGCACUCCCCCGGCACCGGCAGCCCCGGGCAGCGAGGCGAGCCCUGGCGGCCCCCGCGGGCGGCGGCGAUGGCGGGCGGGGGCCGGGGGCAGCAGGGCGCGCCGGCGGGGGGCCGCGGCCGCUGAGGCAGCAGGUUUUCAUUCCCUACCCACCUUUGGAAGGAGCUCACUAUGACAGGGCAGAGUCUGAGGACUUUAUCUGAAGCGAAUUUUGAAGACAAUGAGAUCAGCAUCAACGUUGGAGGCUUCAAGAAAAAGAUGAGAUCCAACACAUUAUUAAGGUUCCCCGAGACCAGGCUGGGCAAAUUGCUGAGCUGCCAUUCAAAGGAGUCAAUACUGGAGCUUUGUGAUGACUAUGAUGACACCAAGAAUGAAUUUUAUUUUGACAGGAACCCCGAGCUCUUUCCUUACGUGCUACAUUUUUAUAACACUGGCAAGCUCCAUGUGAUGGGUGAACUCUGUGUCUUUUCUUUCAGCCAAGAGAUUGAAUACUGGGGAAUCAAUGAAUUCUUUAUAGACUCCUGCUGCAGUUAUAGCUACCAUGGGAGGAAAAUGGAGCCAGACCAAGAGAAAUGGGAGGAACAAAGUGACCAGGAAAGUACGACAUCUUCUUUUGAUGAGAUUUUGGCAUUCUACAAUGAUGCCUCUAAAUUUGACAAACAGCCCUUUGGAAACAUCAGGAGGCAGCUCUGGCUUGCUUUGGAUAAUCCUGGGUACUCGGUUUUAAGCCGUAUCUUCAGCGUCCUUUCCAUAGUGGUGGUGUUGGGCUCCAUUGUGACCAUGUGCCUGAACAGCCUCCCAGACUUCCAGAUUGUUGACAGCAACGGGAACACCGAGGAAGACCCUCGCUUUGAAAUCGUGGAACAUUUUGGUAUUGCAUGGUUCACUUUUGAACUGGUGGCAAGAUUUGCAGUAGCUCCUGACUUUUUAAAAUUUUUCAAGCAUGCCCUGAAUUUGAUUGACCUAAUGUCUAUCCUUCCAUUUUAUAUUACAUUAAUUGUCAACUUGGUGGUGGAAAGUAGUCCGACUUUAGCAAAUUUAGGCAGAGUUGCGCAAGUCCUGAGACUCAUGAGGAUUUUCCGCAUAUUAAAGCUUGCCAGACACUCCACAGGUCUCAGGUCUCUUGGAGCCACUCUGAAGUACAGCUACAGAGAGGUGGGGCUUCUUUUACUCUACCUCUCUGUGGGCAUCUCCAUUUUCUCCGUAGUGGCUUACACUAUUGAGAAAGAAGACAAUGAGGGGUUAGCCACCAUCCCUGCUUGUUGGUGGUGGGCUACUGUUAGCAUGACCACAGUUGGCUACGGGGACGUGGUGCCAGGGAGCACUGCUGGCAAGCUGACGGCAUCUGCAUGCAUCCUAGCUGGUAUCCUAGUGGUAGUGCUUCCCAUUACACUGAUCUUUAAUAAAUUCUCCCACUUCUAUAGGCGUCAGAAGCAGUUAGAGAGUGCCAUGAGAAGCUGUGAUUUUGGUGAUGGCAUGAAAGAAGUUCCAUCUGUCAACUUAAGGGACUACUAUGCUUAUAAAGUUAAAUCCCUUAUGGCCAGCCUGACCAAUAUGAGCAGGAGUACCCCCAGUGAGCUGAGCCUGAAUGAUUCACUGCAUUAGUGUACGAGUCUGACAGCAGUUUGCAUGAGAGCUAUCAAGAGCUGUUUAUAAAUGUUUUCCUAUUUGUCUUUUUUUUUCCCCUAGAAGAUAGUGUUGCUGACACUGCACUUUGCACUUGAGAAACUAAAGAAUUUCUAUUACAAGUUAACAGUUUGCACAUUUUCAUCUUGUUGCAUAAGGGUACUGAGUGCUGACUUUUCCAUACAAAUGUUACCACUUUCAUGCCAUUACUACUAGUGGUAUAGUGAUGAUCUGUUGCUUUGUGCAUUUUCUCAUAUGAGCAGAGAAAUGAAUGUACCCAAGUGGAAUAAAAAUUCUCAGCUGUGACAUGAGUAAUGAAAAAAUCACCUAUCACCUAUACUGGUGUCUGUACUAGUAUAAGACUUCCCAUGCAUUUUACAACGGUUUGAAACAGCCACCUGUGAGUCACUGACACGCAACACUUCUACCUGUAUUACUGACCAGUGAUUCUGAUCAUCACUUGCCUGAAAACACCUCUGAGUUUGCUUAUUCUUGAGAAUGUGUGUUAAAAUCUGUGUGUUCUUGUUCUGAAAUGUUAUGUAUAAUAAUAUUUUUCAGAAUCUUC
Molecule: messenger RNA, 2628 nt
Organism: Zonotrichia leucophrys gambelii
Lineage: Eukaryota; Metazoa; Chordata; Aves; Passeriformes; Passerellidae
Gene: KCNS2
Product: potassium voltage-gated channel modifier subfamily S member 2
Exons: 2
Coding region: 609-2042 (477 amino acids)
Biological process (GO): potassium ion transmembrane transport; protein homooligomerization; regulation of delayed rectifier potassium channel activity
Cellular component (GO): membrane; voltage-gated potassium channel complex
Molecular function (GO): voltage-gated potassium channel activity; protein binding
Source: RefSeq, a predicted model, not a curated record